This is a messenger RNA of Umbelopsis ramanniana AG, 2750 nucleotides long. RefSeq lists its product as uncharacterized. Gene Ontology annotation, biological process: phosphatidylinositol-mediated signaling; endocytosis; autophagy of peroxisome. Lineage: Eukaryota; Fungi; Mucoromycota; Umbelopsidomycetes; Umbelopsidales; Umbelopsidaceae. Gene Ontology annotation, cellular component: peroxisome; cytoplasm; phagophore assembly site. The record is from RefSeq and is a predicted model, not a curated record. The transcript has 15 exons. Bases 32 to 2647 code for a protein of 871 amino acids. Gene Ontology annotation, molecular function: 1-phosphatidylinositol-3-kinase activity.
UGCUUGCCCCGUCGGACUUUCAACCGCUCAUAUGAUGAAAGUGAGAGCCAGCACGUUGCUACAAAGUGACUUAUUCACGGUAAUGGAUUAUUCAUUCUGCUUGACUCGAGAUCUGGACAUACCUGUCAGCGUACGAAUUUCCAGCUUGGAAGGAACGCGGACGAAAAAGUCAUUCACAGAGCUACUUGAUAAUCCCGAGCUAAAAUUCGCUGGCCUCCAAGUGAGCGAUCACUCCGACCUAUAUGUCACCGUACAACUAUACGCAGAUAACAAGCCGCUGACAGUAUCAGUUCGUACCAGUUACAAGGCGUUCAAACAGCAGUGGAGGUGGAAUGAAUGGUUGGUUCUUCCCAUCAAAUAUCGAGACUUGCCUGCAUCAGCACAAUUAGUUAUCACCAUUUGGGACAUUGAGAAACCUCGCAAGACCGUACCAGUAGGAGGAACGACAUUUAGGCUCUUUGGAGAAUAUUUGACAAUGCGAAAAGGAAAGCACAAGUUGUAUGUAUGGCCAGGUAUAGAGGCAGAUGGAAAGAACGAUACAAGUACGCCAAGCAAACUUAAGACAACUAGCGAGCUGGAUCGUUUAGAAAGACUUGUGAAAAAGCAUGACGCUGGCGACAUUCAACCCGUCGACUGGCUGGAUGCUCUUGCAUUUCGACAAAUAGAGAAGAUACAUAAGGAGGAAACUGAGAAAUCGCAUGAUUUGCACCUCUACAUCGACUUUCCAAAGUUUGAUUUUCCACUUGUUUAUGGUGAAAUGGAGUGCAUACUACCAGAAUCAACUGGUUCUAUGAUUGGACAACCACUCACACCACAGCCAAAUGCAGCUAUUGCAAACGCUAUGAGCCAGCAAAUCAAUUUCGCCAUCGAUGAAGAUAAUAUAACCACCGCCCAGUAUCCUCCGACAGCGAUAUCACAAUUCAAUAUUAUUUUGGAUCAUGAAAUUCACAGGGAAAACCCCGUGGAAGCUAAACAUCGACGGCUGGUCCGAAGUCAUAGAAAUGGUCCCCUCGAUAGAGAUCUUAAACCCAAUCCCAAGAUUCGAGACGAACUUAAUAGUAUACUGUCGUAUCCCUCUACAAAAACACUCACAGCAGAGGAGAAGGAUCUUGCAUGGAAGUUCAGAUUUUAUUUGACAAGGGAUAAGAGGGCGCUGACCAAGUUCUUGAAGUGUGUUGUGUGGACCGAUCCUACUGAAGUUCGACAAGCUGUAGACCUGCUUCCACUCUGGGCAGAUAUUGAUGUUGACGAUGCCCUGGAGCUUCUAGGAAAAGACUUUGCAAAUCGACAUGUUCGUGCUUAUGCUGUCGGCCAGCUCAGAAAAGCAGAUGAUGAUGAUUUGUUACUCUACCUCUUACAACUGGUACAAGCCCUCAAAUUUGAGAGGAUAACGGAUAACGGCCCAAUUUCGUAUGACUCUUCCCUGGCACAGUUCUUGAUAGAUAGAGCCAUAAGAAAUCCAAUUUUGGGCAACUACUUUCACUGGUACCUUAUGGUAGAAUGUGAAGAUAAGGUGGUUGGAAGAAUGUAUGCAAAAGUAGCAUAUCAUUAUUUGACGGCCAUUUUGGAGGUGCCAGGCGGUCACCGAAGACGGGACAUCCUCAGGAGACAAGGCGAGCUUAUUCAAAGGUUGUCCGAUUUGUCCAAAGAUGUGAGAGCCAUGAAGGACACUCGGCCCAAAAAGGUGGAAAAGCUUCGACGAAUGAUCGCCGAUGCAAAAGGUCCUCUUUUCUCGUUCACAACAUUGCCUUUUCCUCUCGAUCCUCGAUAUGAAGUUUGCAAAGUCAUCGCUGAAAAAUCGGGUGUAUUUAACAGUAAUUUGCAACCACUGAGGUUAACAUUUGCUACCCCGGAAGCCAUCGAGUAUCCAAUCAUUUUCAAAACUGGUGAUGAUCUCAGACAAGAUCAGCUCGUCAUUCAGAUCAUCACUCUUAUGGACAAACUAUUGCAGAAGGAAAAUCUUGAUUUGAGACUAACACCUUACAAAGUGCUGGCUACCGGACCCGAUCAUGGGCUUAUGCAAUUUGUACCAUCCAAGUCCCUAGCUGCUGUUCUGAACGAUCAUCAAAACAACGUUCUUUCCUUCUUCCGCCAGCAUCAUCCUGACCCUGGACCUGAUGGUAUUUAUGGUAUUGACAGUCAAGUUAUGGAGACAUACAUUCGGAGCUGUGCUGGUUACUGUGUCAUAACUUAUUUGUUGGGAGUUGGAGACAGACAUUUAGAUAAUUUGCUUUUGUCCCCUGACGGGUUCCUCUUCCACGUUGACUUUGGAUUCAUUCUUGGACGAGACCCCAAGCCGUUCCCGCCGCCAAUGAAAUUGUGCAAGGAAAUGAUUGAAGCUAUGGGAGGAGCCAACUCUCCUCACUAUGCAAAGUUCCGUCAAUACUGCUACACAGCCUUUACUACUCUCCGGCGUAACGCAAAUCUCAUUCUCAAUUUGUUUGCCCUCAUGGUUGAUGCCAACAUCCCCGAUAUCAAAAUCGAGCCGGAUAAAGCUGUCUUCAAAGUGCAGGAGAAGUUUCGACUCGAUCUCUCGGAGGAGGCGGCUAUCAGUUAUUUCCAAGGCUUAAUUGCAGAAAGCGUCAAUGCCCUGUUCCCCCAAAUUAUGGAGACCGUCCACAAGUGGGCUCAAUACUGGCGACGAUAGACAUCGCAAUUUUUAUUUUUUCGCUGUAGAAAUUUUUAUUGCAUAUAAUUCGCUUUUACUAAAUAUGAUAAUAGCAUUGUAAAAUUUAAUUCAAACAUGAACC